This is a messenger RNA of Protopolystoma xenopodis, 330 nucleotides long. NCBI's taxonomy places the organism in Eukaryota, Metazoa, Platyhelminthes, Monogenea, Polystomatidea, Polystomatidae. The record is from the annotation of a GenBank genome assembly.
AUGCUGCCUUGGCUGAAGUCUUCUGAGGUACCUCAUUACACUGCUCGAUCAGCCUUCAACACAGUUGCUGAUAUAUUGAGUAAAUUGUUGAAUGUUGGCAUCAGCGAUCCAGACGCUGAUGUCCGUCUCUGCGUGUUCGAAUCACUCGACCGGCGGUUUGAUCACCAUUUGGCCCAAGCCAAUCACCUAACCUCUUUGUUUACUGGCCUCGCUGAUGAAGUCUUUGAGAUCCGCCUGCGUGUGAUGCAAUGCCUUGGCCGACUAGCUGAGAUCAAUCCUGCCUGUGUACAGCCAAAUUUGAGGAAAAUCUUACUUCAGGGUAAUGAAUAG